AUGGAUUCCACAACCAACAAUCCCACGCCCACCUCAAGUUCCUCUUGGACUUAUCCUACCAGAACAUGCCGCUAUUGUCUUGAAGAUGUACCAGCCUCUGUCACUCUCUACCCGCCGGGUCUACCUUUGUCAUUCCAACGUCCGGUGGUCGAGUACAAGAAUGAGGAUGAAUACGGUCGGCUCAUAAAGCCCUGUUUGUGCAAAGGCGGCAUGCGUUAUGUACAUGAGCUUUGCUUGAGACGUGCACGAACCGAGAGCCAACGUGAAGGUUCCCUGUGGAAGUGUCACCAAUGUGGUUACCAGUUCAGUUUCAACAGAUUGACUUUACAGAAGUACCUUGGUUCCAAACCAGUAUCUGGUGCUUUGACUAUCAUAUUCAUGAUCCUUGUCAUGUUUCUCCUGGGCUUCAUAGCUGAUCCGAUCCUCAAUCUCUAUACUGAUCCUUAUGACACUAUUAUGAGGCAUGAAGAUUUGUGGGAGCGAGUCCAAGUCAAACAGGUCAAGGCGGUCAACAGUGGUUGGGGACAGCAUUUCAUAAAAGGCCUGGUUUCCAUGGGAGUGUUGAGUUUCGCAAGAACCAUGUUACUCAAUCCUUUUCACUGGGUCAACUUAAGAAACACAGGCUUCUUUGGUGGUGGCAGAGCCACCGGAAGAUCAACAACUGGUCGAGACCGCGCACUUAACGUGAGCUGGGUAAUGAUUGCCUUUGGCGUCGUCACAGCUUUCUAUCUCUUUUACAAGUGGGUACAAGCAAUCAUUUCUCGCUAUCUGCAACAUAUCGGAAACAAUAUUGUUGAUACACAGCUACCUGGAGAUGACGAUGAUCUGAAGCCUCCCACAAAUUUCAAGUUUGAAGAAAGUUAUCCUGACCUUGUACGUCCAAAGCCGGGGGGAGCAAAUGACAGUGGUGAGGGUCAGGAAUCCCACACAUUCCCUACCACACCGGACUCCGAUAUUUUGGGCCCUCAACAAACCUCGACCAACAGCAAAUCAACACCCGCCGAGCCUGAGUUCAGAGAAGAAGUUGAAUCACAGACACCGAAUCUAGUCUCGCCAAAAGCAGACACACCACAAGAGAUACCUGAGCAGAGAAGCACGGCUGGCAGCUGGGAAUCUACGGCGUAUAGUUCUGCUCUCGGUAAUGCACAUGCACAAGGCUGGUCAUUUCGCGGGCUGUAA
Messenger RNA from Exophiala bonariae, 1179 nucleotides. RefSeq lists its product as uncharacterized. Lineage: Eukaryota; Fungi; Ascomycota; Eurotiomycetes; Chaetothyriales; Herpotrichiellaceae. The record is from RefSeq and is a predicted model, not a curated record. The transcript has a single exon. Bases 1 to 1179 code for a protein of 392 amino acids. Gene Ontology annotation, molecular function: zinc ion binding.